This is a messenger RNA of Scomber scombrus (Atlantic mackerel), 3317 nucleotides long. RefSeq names its product zinc finger protein 420-like. NCBI's taxonomy places the organism in Eukaryota, Metazoa, Chordata, Actinopteri, Scombriformes, Scombridae. Gene Ontology annotation, cellular component: nucleus. Gene Ontology annotation, molecular function: DNA-binding transcription factor activity, RNA polymerase II-specific; RNA polymerase II cis-regulatory region sequence-specific DNA binding. The transcript has 2 exons. The record is from RefSeq and is a predicted model, not a curated record. The coding region runs from base 903 to 2021 and encodes 372 amino acids. Gene Ontology annotation, biological process: central nervous system development; regulation of transcription by RNA polymerase II.
CAGCUUUUUUGGGUUGUAUGUACAAGUUAAAUUGCUCAAAAUUUACAGGAGGCAAACGUUUUGUUAACUCGGUGACUGCAUGUCUGAGAUGUUUGAAGGAAAAACGAUUACGUACGGAGAUAGUUAACGUAGCUGUUAACUAACGUAAGCUAACGUUAGCUCUCCACGCUACAGCUUCACAACCUGUCUGCAGGUACAAAACAUGCUUAUUACUGACACUGGUUUAACUGUUGGGAUUAAGAAACUUUAGUGAAAGUUUAACACAAGUUUAUUUUAAAAUAAGUUUAUUUGAAAUUCAUUAUAAACAUAUAGCCUAAUGUUGACUAUAACAUUGUACUAUAGUUGAAAUGGUGAGCAGGGUUUAAAUUCAGUUGACUUUUCACUGGGAUUAUUUACCGCUAAACUAUGACUAUGACUGAAUUGAUAAAAGUUCAGGCUAAAAUGAGAUGAAUAAACAGAACCAGUUUUCCAUUCAGUCUAAUAAAGAACAGACAACAAGCAAACAGUAGCAUGAUAUCACAGAUUAUCUAAUUUUUAGGUUUUUGGAAAAGAUCAUUUUUUUAAAGUGCUAUUAUUGUCUUUGUCCAGACAAAGUGGAGUGUUGUUCCCCUUCACAGCUAUUUUUUCAUGCUUUCAAAUAGGCCUUUAUUCUUUGGAUGAAUGAUUUACUAGUCUACUAGUAAUGUAACCACACAGAAAUACCAUCAAACAGUACCAGGCAAUUCCUAUUAUUGACUAACUGUGCUCUACAUAUGUAUCCUAGGACAGUUGAAUUGAGAGCAACCGGACUUGCCCUCGAUUCAAUCCUUCUUGGAUAACCAUGACCUGAAUGACUGAUAAUCUUCAGACAUCUGUAUAUACAUAUUAACACAUGUUAUCACUACAGCUGCUUUACCACAGUCAUGUCUUACUAUGAGUUUUAUUUCAGGAUGUCUAAACUUGAACGUCUGAAUGCCCGUGUGGCCAAGUUGCUAACUGAGGCGGUGCAGGAGGUUCUGGAGAUGGUGAAGGAGACAGUGUCAGAGUACCAGGAGAAAACUGCCAGAACACAGAGAGAAAAUGAGACUCUGAAGAGGAGACUGCAGGAGCUCCAAGAAAAGAUAUCAAGAGAGAGCACACCUGUUCUACCUGCAAGUGGUCAAUUUCCUGAAGAAAAUGAAGAGAAUCAAGAACAGGAUUAUGGGCUCUCUCUUCAGCAGAACUCAGAACUCGCUCUCACAGAGCAAAAACAUAUAAGCAACCACAGUCCUGACCAUGAUGUGAAGCAGAAAUCUGAAGAACAGGAAAGUAACACUGAAUCACAAGCUAAGUGCAAUUUGGCACAAACAUCAGUAGAACAUUGCAAAGAGCAACCAAAAGAGGAGGUACACAUUACUGAGGAAGCAAUGACUGUCCACACAUCUCACAGCACAAAUAAUGUGUGCACCUCUAACUCCACUUCCACGCUUGGGAUAAACCUGGCUGUUGUCAAAAGGGAAGUGGAGCCAACAGACUGCAUGACAUCAGAACCACCAUCUUUACAAGAACAUAACAACGACUGCGUGGAUUUAAGCUGUAACUCCUCUCGUCACAACUCUGAUGGAAGCCAUAAUCCACAAGUUAGUGCUGAACCUUGCGGACUUGUCUUUGUCCGCUCAACUCACACCAUAUCGAGGAGGCAUUCAUAUGCCAAAAGUAACAGGACUGCCUUUGAUGGGAGAAAAAUCAGGAUGGAGCACUUCAGGAGAGAAGACUCACACGUGUGUCUUGUUUGUGGAAAGACGUUCAGCAGGGUCGGUAACUUGAGAAUCCACCAACGAUGUCACACAGGCGAGAAGCCGUACAGCUGCAUACUGUGCGGGAGGCGUUUCAGUCAGGCUGGAGAUCUGAAAAAACAUAAGAGGGUCCACACAGGGGAGAAACCGUACUACUGCAGCCAGUGUGGAAAGAGCUUCAGUCGGGGGGAGAAUCUGAAAAGACACCAAAAGGUCCACAUCGGAGAGACGUUAAGGUUGCAGCAGGUUUGGAGGGAGCAGCAGUAGCGAUCAAUAUACUGGACUCACUGAAGUUGUGAUGACGCUGUGAAGUUUUAAGAAGUAGUUGCAGGGUAUUUAAAUUAAAAGCUACUGAAUAUAUUAAGAAGCUAGUCUCUUGUAACUCAUCAAGAAUUGUUACAAGGAGUUUCUUAUGGUUCGGGUUUGUAUACAGUUGUGUGCUAAUUAUGCUUGUCCUUUUGCCCUUGCAACCAUAAUAAAACUGUAGUAGGUUAUCACUUACCAAAUAGGCUAGCACUGUACAGAUAAAAAUGCACUAAUACAAAGGCAUACUGUCAGUAUCAGAAUGGUAUCUGUUCAGUAUUACUUUUGCUGACACAAUUGUGUCUUAUUGUGGAAUUUGUGGGAUUUCACUAAAAAAGGGGAAAGUUAAAUUAGCCAAAGAGUCAGAUAUCUCAGUUUCAGGUGCAGUCACAUGACGUUUCAUCCAUGAGUUUUUGCUCCGUUCCUCAUUUACUUCUAUUGAAAGUCACCCGAUGGACAAAUUCAAACGCCCUUGCCAUGAUUUGGUGCAGUGUCCAGCAGGCUGUGGUGGAUUUGCAGGUCAGAGUUCACCUUUGUUCAACUUUGACCCUGGCGGAUGUGCUCUUUCAGCCAAUAGAAACACUGUCGUUGUUGUUGUUAAUUAUUCUUUUUUUUUCCAUCACCAAUUUUAGUAGAUGAUCACUGGCAGCCUAUAAACUGUUGUAUCACUCUCAUUAAUUAUUACUCACAUCACAAAUGUGACAUCACAUCCUUUUUUUGGAGUGUGGAGAACUUUUAAAGAAUGGAAACGUCAUGUAAGCACACCUUUAGGCUUAUAGAGCUAUAGAGGUUCAUCUCUCACAGAGGAUCUAUAAAAAUAAGCAGCUGACUUGAAUUGUGUAAAAGCAUUUUUGAUCUCAGAGUAUUUUAGACUAAAAUUCAGAAUAUCUCAGCCUCUGCUUUGGAUAUUGACUUUUUUUCAUUGUUUUUUUAAUCUAUCGCUCACAAGUACCUGAAACAGUACAGUACUAAAUAAUGGAAGUACAUACAAAAUGAUCAUUAUCAGUUAUGUAUCAACAAUAUGGAAUAGGAAAAUAUUGGAUACAGACAAAUGCCUUAAAAAGCCAUAUUGGUGUAUCUCUACUUUACAGUAGCUAGUGUACUGUGACUGUGUGUUUCACCUCUUGUAACACUUCCUUUUGCCAUGUACAGAAUGACUUGUGUUUAAUAAGUGAAUGCUAAAGACAGUGAUUGAAAUUCAUUAAUAUUUCUUAAAUCUCACUAGCAUGAUUGUGAUUAAAAUUGCCUGAUUUUCCUGAA